Molecule: messenger RNA, 546 nt
Organism: Ostertagia ostertagi
Lineage: Eukaryota; Metazoa; Nematoda; Chromadorea; Rhabditida; Trichostrongylidae
Source: the annotation of a GenBank genome assembly
AUGCUCAUCUCGUCCGCUAAAUGGAAAGUCUGUGAUGAUACUUCAAUCUAUCUAGCGAAACGCAAACCAUUACCACCGUCUCCUCCGAGGACUUCAGCAUUUGCUGCAGACUCGACAACGCACUCGGAUACAUCUCCAUCACCCGAUCUCCUUGCUCCCACCAUAUUUCGUGAGGCAGUUUCAAUUCUGGAGCGUGCCUGGACGACAGAUUUAGUGCAAAAUUAUGUGACGCCACCUCGUUCGGUGUUACGCUUUGAAACACAUACUGGAGGUCUUUUGACAGACCAUGAAACUGACAGUCUAUUCGAUCUAAUCUUCUCUUGGGUUCGCGAUCGUGAACAUGAUUCUUAUUUCUUACCCGGUGUUCAUCUUGUACUUGAGGUACUAAUGCCUGAAGUAAUAAUCCAGGCUCUCGUACAGGCACGUGGUGUUUCACGAGAGGUAGCAGAGAGAAUGGUGCGCUAUACACCGUCCGAGAGUAGUUGCAGUAGUAGUACGAGUAACGAACUGAACUCUAAUCAUUCUUCAAAAAAUAACGGGAACAAC